Molecule: messenger RNA, 5226 nt
Organism: Myxocyprinus asiaticus (Chinese sucker)
Lineage: Eukaryota; Metazoa; Chordata; Actinopteri; Cypriniformes; Catostomidae
Product: ankyrin repeat and SOCS box protein 2-like
Exons: 10
Coding region: 119-2113 (664 amino acids)
Molecular function (GO): protein binding
Source: RefSeq, a predicted model, not a curated record
AAAGACAGCACACAGCAGUACAUGUGCAUUUGAGAAGGAGGACUUCUUAAAGGGCAGAGUUAUCCUUCCACACAUACACAUGUGGCCUCAUUAUUGAUAUCCCUUAGAAAGGUGCAAAAUGGCAGCUGCCAGAGUGACAAUGGCUGCUUUAAGGACAACAAAUGAUGACCUGGAUGACUACAGUGCUUAUGCACACAUGUCUGAAGAACAGCUGUUGCAGUUAGCUAUUGAACGAAGUCUAGCUGAUACCAAUUUGACUCCGUGGCAGAAUCGGCAAUUCCGUGCCCACACACAGCUAACUGCCCCCUUAGCUACACAAUGGCCACCAUGCAACCCUGACCCAACAAGCAUACCUGUUGCUGCCUCUGCAAACCCUCCCAGUGAGAAAUCAAACAUCAACAGAGAUACAAGAAACCAUAUUUUCAUAGAAGGCAAAGACAAAGUGAUUGCCUGGACAGGAUACAAUGGACACCUACGGGUCACAGUGGAGACUAUGAAUGAUUUAGACCCCUUUCUCUCAGCCAUUUGGAGAGGGGAUGCAAAGGCUUUAAAAAAUAUAAUUCAUUCCACAUCUAAAAAUCUUGAUGAACCCAAUAAGGACGACUGGAUAUUACUUCAUGAGUCUGCAUACUAUGGCCAUGUUGAGUGCCUUAAGAUUUUGCUCCAAGCCAGGCCAGAUACAAUCAACAAACGAACAAAAAAUAAUCAAACACCACUUCUUCUGGCUGUAAGUCGCAAACACCUUUCUUGUGUCGAACACCUUUUGGAGGAAGGUGCCGAUCCCAACCUUGCAAAUAACCAGUGGGAGACACCGCUGCACAAAGCAUGCGAAAAAGCAAGUGAAGAGAUAGUGGAACUUCUUUUGAGGUUUGGAGCUUCACCAUCCAAAGUCUGUUGUCAAGGUGGGACUCCACUACAUGAAGCAGUGAGAAACAAAAACUUAGAGAUUUGUAAGAUGUUGCUACUAGCAGGGGCAAAACUCUCCGCCAGGAAUGUUUAUGGCAUUGACCCUGUGUUUACGGCUGCUCAGUGUGGCGCUGUUGAGGAGCUUAACUUCCUAAUUGUAAAAGGUGGUUAUGUCAAUACUGAGGCAAAUGAUAAUGCCUCAGCCUUGUUUGAGGCUUCUAAGAAUGGUCAUGUUGAAGCUGUUGAGAUCCUCCUGUCAAGAAAAGCAGAUCUUAACAAAGCUAACAAGACUGGAUUACUUCCCAUUCAUGUUGCUGCAAAGAAUGGUCAUGACAGCAUUGUUGUCAUGCUAAUCCCUCAAACUAAUAGGGAAAAAGUUAGACAUUCUGGCAUUAGUCCUAUCCAUCUUGCUUCAGAACGUAACAGAGAUGAUGUUCUAGAAACCUUGAUUGAGGCUGGAUUUGAUGUCAACGCCACACUGUCAGAUGACUGGUCAAAGAUGUAUGAAGAUCGUCGCAGCACAGCUCUGUACUCAGCUGUGGUAAAUAGAAACACUGAAGCAGCUACCAUGUUAUUAGAAGCCGGUGCUGACCCAAAUCUUGAUAUUUUCAACCCCCUGCUAUUGGCUGUGAGGAAAGGUAGUAUGGAAAUUGUGACAUUACUUGUUAAGCAUGGCGCCAAUAUCAAUGCUCCGCUUCCAACUCAUCCCACCAGCUUUCCAGCGGUUUUGGUUUUCUGUGUGAGGCACUUGGCAAUGAUGAAGUACCUAAUGGACAAUGGCUGUGAUGCACUAUCAUGUUUUAGCUGUCAAUACGGCAGUAAUCCUCAUCCCCCCUUAAAACCAAGAGGAAAUGGAAGAGAAGCAAUGUAUUAUUUAAAUGAUGAACCAUCAGACUACUAUGUACAGUUUUGUGAGAUAAUCUCUGAUCCCUCUGUCAGCGGCUGGGUGGGGCCCAUCAUAGACAUGUUACUUGACUAUGUGGGUAAUGUUAAACUCUGCUCAAGAAUAAGGGAACACCUGGAUAGCAACAAUGAUUGGGCCCAUAUUAAAGAAAAAUCAUUUCUUCCUUGUACCUUGAUGCAUCUGUGCAGACUCAAGAUUCGUCAACGAAUGGAACUCCAAAGACUGAGACUAAUUAAUGCUCUUCCUGAGAGACUAAUCAAGUUUUUGAGUUAUGAACGAGAAUCAUUAGAAGAUAUCCUGUGAUGAACAGCAUAACAUUCUUAAUUAUUUUCAGAGCACGCUGCUUUGAAUUCUUUUUUUAUUUUUAUUUAUUUUUAGAUUAUUUUUUAAGGGAUCUGAAUAUAGCUGACAAAUGCAAAUUAUUAGUUUUAUGAUGUUUGUAAAGUUAGUUAUUCUCCAUACACAACUGUAUAUAAUAUAUAAUUAUAUUCAAAUGCACAUAUUAAUAUGCAUGACAAUAUAUUUCAGCUUUUUAGCAAUAUGUCAUUUUAUCUGUAUGAGUUCAUACUAAAAUCUACUUGCACACAUAGGCUUUUUAUAAUGAGACUACAAAAUGGAUUUUACUGGUUGCCACAACACAUGGGAGUCAAAGUUCAUAACCUUAAUUCUUGGUCUUCAUAAACUAUGCAGUAAACAUACUGAAAUAUUACAUAUUCAGUAAUGUUUAUACAUAGUUGUAAUGCAACUAAUCCUUUAGAGAAGCAUUAGGUAAUUGAAGGUAUUUUCUGCUUUAAUGCUUCAAAGAUGUACAGAGAACAAUUAACUGUAAACUAGUUUUGUAAAUUAGUUAACAAUGAUGUAACUUGUCUACUUAUACAGAUAACCAUUGUACAGCUUUGUGUAUGGAUUAGCUUUAAGCACUGAGCUUUAUCGGUAUUCCUGUGAAUUUCUGUGUGUUUUCUUUUUGCUUGAGACAUUCUCUGUGGUCUUUCAAUCUUGUGAUGCUGCAUCACAACAAAGUUUUAAGUCAAUUUGAGAGUUCUCUAGGAGGUCUCACUGUGUGUGAGAGAGUUUGAGUUGCUUAACCGAAAACAGUAGUUGUAGCUCAAAGAAGCAGCACACUAGUGAACCAGUCACAGUAACCAGAUUUAACCUAAAAUAAGAGGUCAAAUUGCUCAUUGGUAACCGAAUGCUGAAAAUCAUGUGAUACAUGUACGUUUAAUGGCACCUCUUACCUUACAACAUUCUUAGAUAAUUCUGCUAACUCAUGCAGCUGACUGUGGUUUAUAUAAGCUCUAUAAUUAGCCAGCCAGAAUUCAUAUACUUACGCAAGACACGUGUAAAUAUAAACUCUGCCACCACAUUGCUGUUUAGUCUUUGCUCUGAACUUUAACCAAAUAUAAUCCUGUCCUUUAAAAAAUAUACAUCACUGAAUAGACAGAUAUUUUAGAUAUAUUUGAACCUAUGAAAUAUUUUUAUUAUAUUUCUAACAAAAACAAAACAAAAGGAAUGACAAUCAAGAAUGCUGGAGUUGAGGCAGCAAAACACAUUAUAAAGGUCAAAUGGACUUGAGAAUUUCUUUACAGCCUGUAUAUUAAAAUACAAAUGUGUCUGUACAAGAGUCUAAGGUGUCUCCUUUCAUAAUGAACAGCAAGGAGACGUAGAAAUGCAAAUCUGCAGUCGACCUUAAUUUACUUCACAACCCUCUUGAUUAUUUGAUAAUGUUUGUCCAAUUAGUCAUUCAUUAUCCUGCAAUGGCACUAAAAACAGACAAACCGUUAUAUCUGACAAUACAGAAAGGAUGAGAGUUUAAAACCUUGAUCAUAUGCAGGGUUUGGAGUACAGUUCCACUGUUCUACUUUCCAUCUAAAAUGAGACCGAGCCCAGAGAAGUUGGCAGCGCUUCUGGACAGUGUUGAUGUAGGGCUCCUGCUUUGCAUAGUAAAGUCUUAACUUGCAUCUGUAGAUGCAGCAGCGAGUGGUGUUGACUAAAAAAGGUUUACUAAAGUUAUCCCAAGCCAAUGUUCAUGAUAUCCAUUACAGAUAAAUGACUUUUUUUAAGACAGUGACAUCUGAGGGAUUAGAGAAACGCGCAUUAAGAAAUGGUGAAUAUCCUUCCAAUUUGUCUUUGGGGAACAUUGUUCUCAAAGUGCUGGAUUAUUUGCUGAAGCAUCUGUUGGCAAAUUGACAAGUCUUGAAUGAUCCUUGCUCUUGAAGGCCUAGGCUGUUUUUGGAGGCUCCUUAUACAGUAUACAGUACUAUGGCACAAUUGCCUCACCUGUUUAACAUCUCCUGUUUCCCAUCGCCUUGUUAUUUCAACUCAUCAAAUUGUUAUUAGUCUUAAAUUGCCCCUGUCUCAACUUUUUUGGAGCGUGUUGCAAUCAUCUUUUGAAAUUACUGUACAUUUUCAAAAAAACUAUGAAAUUCUCAAGGUAAAACAUCAUAUAAUGUUUAGUUGUAGUGCUUUCAAUAUAGCAUAGGGUGAAUAUAAUUUACAAAUCACUCCUUUUUGUUUUUAUUAUCAUUUUUCAUACUGUCCCAACUUUUUUGGAAUUGGCGUUGUAGUCCUUUCAGAUGGAAAACAUUUAUACAUAUAAAUGUUGCGAUCCAAAGUGCAUUUGAACAGAAGUGAAACACUUUCUUAUGAUGCGUUACAUUCAUACGAGCAGACUGAGAAGUAAGUUUGAAGUAAGUUUGGAGCAGAAGAAAUAGAAAUAAACCUUGAGUAAAUUAUCAGCUUUACGCUAAGCUAAAAUGCUAUUUCUAGCCAUUUUACAUGCACAUGUUACCGGGCAUGAUCAUAUUUCACACUGUAUCAUAAUUUCUUUUUUUUUUUUUUUUUAAUAAUUUUUUUAUUGUUUUCCUGUAAAAAUAUCUAAAAAUCCUUAAAACAAGAUCAGUUUGAUUGAUCUUGUUUUAGAAACAACACUGCAUAAGAUAUUUAGGUUUUUCAGAGAAUGUAUUUUUAACAUGUGUAUUUUGUCUUACUGUACUGACAGAGUUUUUAUAGUCAAAACAAGUGAAAAAAUCUACCAGUGCUGAAGAAGUAAUCCAAAGUAUUUAGAAUACUUUACUGACCUUGAGUAAUCUAACGGAAUACGUUACAAAUUACAUUUUACAGCAUGUAUUCUGUAAUCUGUAGAGGAAUACAUUUUAAACUAACCCUCCCAACCCUGAUCAUAUGUCCACUUGACAUUAACACAACAGAUUUGCCUAUAAAUAAGUAACAGGUAUUUACACAAUGUUAUUUCAUGUCUUGUUUGUCUCGUAGCCUUGGCACAUCUGUAACCUGACACAGCAAAUACAGCAUAAGAAUUUAACCCAGUUAGGCAAUAAAGGCUUCACUAAACAAAACAAUAUGUUGCAAAAUAGACAGCGGUAGGAAGGAAAGUGUACAAAUAACUAAUACAAAUAAAG